This is a messenger RNA of Bombus pascuorum, 1117 nucleotides long. RefSeq names its product dynein axonemal heavy chain 17-like. Lineage: Eukaryota; Metazoa; Arthropoda; Insecta; Hymenoptera; Apidae. The transcript has 6 exons. Bases 194 to 1117 code for a protein of 307 amino acids. The record is from RefSeq and is a predicted model, not a curated record.
AAAAAGAAAUUUUAGUUUAUUUUUUUCUUAAUCUCUCAAUUGUGUUCCACUUUUGGUGAUAUCCUACUUUAUGUUUAUAAUAUAUUUUAUAUUAAUCUGUCGCCUGUAUCGAUUAUAAUUUUAUAAUUAUAAUUUUUUAUUACAGUCAUUAUUUGAUACAGUACAAGAUUAUUUGAAACUAGAAAGAAUAGAAAUGUUUGGCUUAAAAGCGAAGUCACUACUUUCCAUGGUUAAUAAUAUUUACGAAGAGUUUAUUAAAUUGUACCAACAAUUUGGAGACGUGGCUUACGAAGUUUUAAUGCCAGAAGAAGAACAAUUUACUGCAGAUUUAAAUGAAUUUUUCGCCUCGAUAGAGCAGUUUGAUCGACGAUUGGCAAGCAUUUUCGACCAAGCAUUUGCUGAAUGUUACAACUUAGAGUCGUUCUUUAAGUUCGUUUGGAUAAUGGGCGUAAUUGCCAACAGACCUAUAAUAAUGGCCCAAUUGUGGCACAAUUAUGAAGAAAUAAUUCAAAGAGUAGAUCGACAUUUCAGUGACAUUAAGGUGUUAUUCGACAAGAAUUUUAAUUCCGGAAAAAACACCGAGCUUUCGACAUUGAAUUCGUAUUUACCUGUAGUGAGUGCUUCCCUGUUUUUUUUAAUGAGACUUCGUAAGAGAACUCUUCUCCCAAUUGAGUGCAUGAAAUUAAUUGACCAUCCUUUAAUUAAUGACAAAAUGGAACAUGUACUCAAAGACAAAUACGAAGAACUUGAGGCUAUUAUUGACGAAAAGGAAAAAGAAAUAUUUACUGCUUGGGCGGAGAAAUUGCCAGAAAUUUGGGAAACCCAUUUAACGAAAACUCUUUUAAACGUUAAAGAGGAUCAAUUGCUGGAAACGAAUUUCGACUUUGCUUUAAGAACUGCCUUGAGAGAGAUUCGUUAUAUGAUAAUUGCGAAGAUUCCUGAUCUUUCUCAAGAAGCCAUAGAUUUUUAUAAUAGAUCACAAUUCUUCUUUAUCAGCACUUACAAUCUCAAUCUGAUAGUGAAUUGUAUUGAUGUGAUCAUACUAGUGAUAGCAGUGAUGGCUAUGAUACAAGUCGCUAGACAUCCCCAAAUAGAACUCCAGGAUGUGAAAACGUGA